AUGGAUAGAAAUUUAAUAGAUAAUAAAUUUUUUCGACUAACAUGUUUACAGGUAGAAGAACCAAAGAAUGUUAUUAACCAAACUGUCAUUAGGAGCUUAGAUAUGCAGAGAGCAAGGUAUUUUGAAGUGGUUGGAUGGAUUCAUCCUUAUUUCACAUGUCUUUUUUUUUAA
This is a messenger RNA of Prunus armeniaca (apricot), 171 nucleotides long. NCBI's taxonomy places the organism in Eukaryota, Viridiplantae, Streptophyta, Magnoliopsida, Rosales, Rosaceae. The record is from the annotation of a GenBank genome assembly.